AUGAUCCCUGUAAACCUUUUCCUGUAAAAAAUAAAAACCAAAAAUAAUCGAAAUAAAAACAAUUUAAAGGGGUUUAGUCCAAUAUUUAAGAAAGACCAAAAUUUAUCAUAUUAAUUAACUAAAUUAGAUAAUGGAAUAUAAAUAUUAACCGAAAAUGGUGGUUUUCCAUUUCAUAGUGAUAUAGGUUUACUAGUAUAAGUAGGAACAAGAAAUGAAGAAACAUAAACAGGAGGAGCAAUAAAAAUGUUAAAUCAUCUUCAUUUUAUGAGUGAAAAUGCUUUAGAAAAUUACGAAUUAAAUCAAUAAAAUGGAGGAGGUUUAGUUAUGUCUUCUGAUCAUGAAACUACUUAUUUUAAAUGUUCUUGUGUAGAAAGUGAUAUUGAAUAAAUGUUUGAUUUAAUGUUAAAAACAUCUAUCUAAACAAAGGACUUUUCUAUAUUUAAGCCUGAUAUUUUAGAAGAAUAAAAAAAUUAAAUUAUUUUUGAAGAAUAAAUUCUAAAGGCUGCAUUCGGAGGAAAUAGUAGUUAUUUUUCAGCUGCUAAUGUUCCUUCUCAUAAAGAUUUUGUAGAUUUAGUUUAAGAAAAGUUAAGAAAAUAUCCUGAAUUUUUGUAAAGAAAAUUUACUGAAAAUAAAAAUAAAACUGUUUAUGUCGGUAAUGAUUUAAGAAUUAAUUAAGAUGCCGGUAAUGGAUAAUUUUAAGUAGGAAUAGGAUUUAAAAGCAUUAACUGGAAUCAUUAAGAUGUUGCUGUAAUAUAAGUUUUAUUAGUUCUAUUGGGAAAUUCUAGUUAUUUUUCAACUGGAGGACCAGGAAAAGGAAUGCAUUGUAGAACAACUAAAAAUCUUUUAAAUAAAUUUUAUUAUAUUCAAGGAGCUGAUAGUAUAUCAAAUAUUUUUACUGAUGGAGGUUUAUUUGCUCUUAAAGUUUCCGGAUUUCCACAAAAUGAAAAAUAAUUAUUAAAUAGUUGCAUUAAUGAAAUAAAAUUACUCACUUAACCUAUAAAUGAUAUAGAAGUUUAAAGAUCUAAAAAUAUUCUAAAAUCUCUUAUUUCUUUAUCUUUAGAAAGAUAAUAAGAUAGAUUAGAAGAAGUUACAAAACAUAUAUUGAAUUUUAAAUAAAUAAAAUUAAAUGAAAUUAAUUAAAUAAUUGAAAACGUAACUGGAUAAGAUAUUAACAGAGUAGUUAAAAAUAUGAUUGCUAAUUCUAGACCUACAGUUACUAUUAUAGGAGAAGGAGCAAAUAAUGCACCUUCUUUUGAUUAUAUUGCUUAAUCUUUGUUAUAAAUAUGAAUAAAAAAUAUUAUAAUUAUUUAAAAAAAAAAUUAUUUAUAUAUAUGUUAGUAUAUAUAUUUAUUUAGGCCUUUUAUUAAUAAAUAAAAAAUAUAAAAU
Ichthyophthirius multifiliis is the source of this 1386-nucleotide messenger RNA. Its product is annotated as peptidase m16 inactive domain protein. NCBI's taxonomy places the organism in Eukaryota, Ciliophora, Oligohymenophorea, Hymenostomatida. Gene Ontology annotation, molecular function: metal ion binding. The transcript has 9 exons. The record is from RefSeq and is a predicted model, not a curated record. Gene Ontology annotation, cellular component: mitochondrion.